This is a messenger RNA of Ornithodoros turicata, 454 nucleotides long. RefSeq lists its product as uncharacterized. The record is from RefSeq and is a predicted model, not a curated record. The coding region runs from base 1 to 411 and encodes 136 amino acids. The transcript is spliced from 6 exons. Lineage: Eukaryota; Metazoa; Arthropoda; Arachnida; Ixodida; Argasidae.
AUGAAGACUCUCCUGCUGCUGGUCCUCGCUGCCUUCUGCGCAGCAACCGAUGUGGUCAACGAAAAGGAUGUUCGAAAGCAUAUACUCGAGUUCAGCCCCAACCUUUUGACCGAUUCUUGCAGGAAAGUGUUCAACAAAUGCAAGGCCAAACUUCUGUCCAUGCUGGUGUUCACGAACGAGCUCUUGAAAAAGUUCGAAGAGUUUAAGGCCGUAAAAUGUGUCACUGAAGAGCUGGAAAAGGGAUUUCCUCGGUACGACCUCGAAUGUGACAUGAGAGGCGAACACAAAAAGGCUAUGGACUGCAUGUUGAGCGAUGAGAUACAGACUAUAGUGGGUCCAAAAGUUGUGGAAAGCACUUGGCCACUCACUAAAUGCCUGAUUGAGGCUUCGGUUGCUAAUCAAGGUGCGUAGGAGUCAGCGAGCAUCUGCAAUAAAUAAAGCAUAGAUUUCUUCA